AGCAAUUGAAAUCGCGAAGGAAGUACGACGGAUAGCUCUAUUUAUGUCUCAUAAGGCCAGUCAUCGGUUAAAUCUCUAAAUCAUGAAGUCCAAUCAUUCAAUGUUAGUUCUGUGGCUAGUCGCUAUUUUACGUGGAGUUUCUGGAGAAGCAGGUAAGAAGUCACAUCCCUCUCCAUGAGUGGUUUUAGACGACAGCAAGAUAUUUUACUUUUUAGUACCGAAAGAUCGAUAUAAACUCUCUCGAUAAGAUAAUCGAUUGUUAAAAGUGUUGCCAGGUGUAGUGUUGUUCAAUGUGUUUGAAAUACGUAUGUGGGAUUAUACAUAUGCAUUGAAACAAUAUGAUUUAGCAAAGGCUGUGAAUGUUAAUCGUUUGUGAUUUUCGCUUUGCGUUAUCACUCGUGUAGCGUCGAACCUUUCAACUUUCGAAUGGUUUAAAUUCAAAUAAGAUUCCAGCUGCGAGUUUUGCGAAUAAUUUUGAAGAUCAACUGUAUAGCUUUGAAUUUGAUUGUUUUUGUGACGAUAAUUAUUUCCUUAUUUUGGUCUAGUGAUCGUUUUGGUAGAAAUUGAUAAAUAAAGCCCUAUUGAGGUUGUAAUCCGCUCUGAUCUUUCGAAACUUUUCGUAUUCGGCAAAAGCUUCGGCAUUUGAUCACCAGGAUUGAACAAAUACAUGGUAAACGAGUUAUUUGUUAUGAUGCAAAGGAAAUGAAAGGAAAAAAAAUCAGAAGAAAAUUAAUUUGCACUUGCAGAUGGACUUGUGUAAAAAUAUGCACAGAAGGAUAAAAUAGAGUUGUGAAACCCAUUGUAGGGCCACUAAUAUUUAUCAAUCAAUCAAUCUAUCUUUCUAUCAAUAUAUAUACUUAUAUGUAUUCAACAUUUUUUUAAACAGUUGUAUAUAUAUAUAUAUAUAUAUCUUUCUUUAUUCAGUGCCUACUGUGUUUUCUCCCAACCCAUUUGACAAUGUAUCUUCCCAAUAAAACUAAGCUAAAGAAUGGUUAAAUUGUAAUUUACUGGAGAUAAAUUUUCAUCCAAGCUAAAGCAGAUGAGACACAAAAUACAUGUAAUGUAGUACACUGUGAUUUUAUAGCUUAUUUGCAUCCAGUACUGUGGACCAGAAGUCCAUGAUUAAAGGCUUGCCUAAGGUCAUUGUUAUGUUUUCAUUACAUAGCUGGUUGAACAAAUCAGAAUGUAGGAGGAGAUUUUCCUUCUUUGAUUGUUUUUCAAAUUGGUUCAGAAAUGAAAGUAAUCAAACUGGAACAUGUCAGUGAGUUGGAUUUUCAAACUCAAGCAAUCAUCUCUGAUUGCUGAACCCAAUCCAAGUCAAGCAUAUGAUUGAUGUGCCAUCAUUGAAUUUGAUAACGGAGCAUGUGAUUGGCUAUGUAGUGUUUCUUUCUGACGAGGAGUUUGAGUUUACAAAGGAAUAGAUUCUUAAGUGCACUUCCAGUUACCUUAUUAUAAAGGUGUUGAAAGAAAAAAAAAUUGAUUCUCUAUGAUGACUUGAACUUCUGACCCUCAGGUUUGGUUCUUUGAUGAUUUACCACUGAGCUUAAGAGAAAAUAUUAGGUUAAUACAUGUAUGUGACAGGUCUCUUAAGAACCAGCAAUGUUGAAAGCAUCUUUUGAGUAAAUGAAACAAGAAAGGUAGUAAAUUUAGGUUAAUUUUUUUUUGCUCCUACAUUUAUGACGGAAGGAGUGAUAUUUCUCCUUAUUCCCCAAGAGAGUGUAGCUCACUCUUACCUUAUAGUGUACAUCAGUUCUUACCUGAUCAAAUGUUUGGAGAGUGGGUAAGAGGGGGGUAACCCACAAUGGGUGAGCAUUGUCUGUGGGAGGAGUACAAAGACUCAUGGUUGCUUCCUGCAAAAGAAGCAAGGAGACCUUCCAUUAGUCGACAUGAUAUUUACAAUAAAACCUCAAUUAUUAGGAUUUUUCGAUUAUGCAAACUUGCUUCUCGGCUCCCAUCAGCUACGAAUAUUUGUAUUCAAAUAUUUGAUUAUCUGGACUCCUGAUUAAUAAUCCAAGACUAUUAAGCCCAGUCUCCAAGAGUUCGGAUAAUUGAGGUGCAACUGUGCAGUACUUGUUUCAGUAGUUCACUCUGUGGAAGUAAAUACCACACUCCUUAGCAUUUCCUUAUGAUUGCUUUAUAACAGAGAAACAAGGAGAUACCCUAAUCACUAGUCAAGCCAGCUUGUCCAUUUGCAGACUUUAUAUUUACUUGUUUUUUAGUUCAUUCUGUAAGAGUUUACAACAUUCCUCUGUAGAAAUUCUCAUUGAGGAACCAACUGGACCGCACCUUUGGUAUUGGGAUGUCUUUAAAGAAAGUAAAGGAGGUGCAGGGGUGAGUAACUUUAUUUGUUACUAGCCCAUGUUGUAAAAACCAUUAUUAUGUGUACCAUUUAACGUCAAAUAAAUGUGGUCAUAGUUAGAUAACUACAUAUUAGUAACUUGGAAUCCUCAUACCGUUAUCACAGACAUCAUAGUAAAGGGGAGAAAAUUUAGGAAAUGAUUUAGUAUUUCAAGAAAGUCACUGGCAUGUGAUUCAAGGGGUGGGGAUGAGCAGAGUGAAGCACAAAAAAAGGAUCUUAAACCCUUGGUAUAUCAAGUCUUUUGCAAACUCAAAUCAAGUUGACAGCAAUUUCCCAUGGAUUUUAUCUGUACAUCUGUUGCCUAUUGUUUACUUCUAUUAAUAAUAAUAACUCAAAGCUCUCUUGGUGAGGGUGCCUUUUUUUUUUCUUAAGCACACCUUCCUUACAAUUGUUAACGACAACUUGAGACCUCAAAAAGUACAAUGUACAUCAUACAAUUUUUUUUAAAAUCUGUUGUGUCAUUUUUGUUAUUUUUAGCUAAAUAUUACUUGGACUAUCACUGUUUCUUUAUAAUGAACCUUAUUAAACACAUUUUUAACAGUAUUUAAAGAUUAUAGAUAACUAUGUUUCUCCCUCUAAAUCUUUGAUAAUUUCAGCCAUUUUCUUCUCAUACCCCAAAAAUUGUACACCCAAAGUUAGAUUUUACCAUGAUUUUAUUAAGCUAUUCAAAUGACUGGGAGUCAACCUUAAGCCAGUGAGAAUCAGAGGUAUUCAUUAUACCUCAGAUGUCUACAUGUUUGAAAUGCACAGGGUUUUAAUAGAUAUUGCAUGAACACACACAUUAACAGGGUACACUUUAGAACUACAUCUCUUGGAGUUGGUUUAAGAAAUGCAAGGAUGGUUAGAUGAGUUUAUAUAUUGUUCUUGAUUCAUGUUCACUACACAGUGAUAGUCUUCUUUUAAGAUUGCAGUAACUUGUCUGACUGAUAUAUUUUCUUUACUUGUGUCGUAUAAUUAUGUGACUGAGCAGAAGGUUUCAGUACAGUGUACCUAUGUUUUACUUACACCUAGUAACUAUAUGAGUUAAUGUUUUCAUUAUUACAAUAAUUGAGUUUUUGCCUCUCUUGCAGUGGAACCAUCCUUCAACUCAAACAACGGUUUACACAGUCUGUGAUAUCAGUGACACAAAAGAGAGACCAAAGAACUGGUUGCUAACAGAAUUUACUGAUGUCAAGAAUGCUAAACGACUUGAUAUUGAAAUAACAUAUACCCUCCGUAACUGCCCCUUAGCUAAUGUGGGGCCAUUCUGUAGAACAAAUUUCUCCCUUUAUUCUCAUCAUAUCAAUACAAAAUUAGAUGUUUCUCCAGACCCAUCACAAGUUAAGUUCAACAAAGAAACUGUAAUAACUCCAAAAACUCUUCCUGUGGCUGGUAAGAGCACAACAGAAACAUUUUAUGGGUCAGUGGUAACUAAAAAAAAGGGGAUUUAUCUCGCAUUACUAGACCAAGGAGCUUGCUUGACAAUAAGGAAGUUUGUUGUUAGAUAUCGUUACUGUUCUGAAAGUGGUGCUAUUUUGGUUAGAUUUCCAAGAACGGUUGCCCCAGCAAAUAAUAUCAAUUUAACCAAACAAGAAGGAGUAUGUACAGAUCCUAACUCACAUAAAAAGAGCAAUGGAAAGUUAUUUGGUGUGUGUCUUAGUAAUGGAGAAUGGAACAUUACAGGUAACUCUGCCUGCUUUUGCAACAAAGGUUAUGAACUCACCAAUGGAUCUUCAGACUCUUUGGAAUGCAAAGGUUUGUGCUGCCCUUAAAACUUGGGCUUGCCCUUGUAGACUAUUUCAGCAUUGAAAUGGGUGUGUGUAUUUAAUGUGUAGUUAAAAGUCUUCUCACACCUUGUUUGUUCAUAAUUUGAUAGAACGCUUAAGAAAGGUUUGAUGCAUCUUAAGUUGACAUGAACAAGGACUGGUUAUCCAUGCUACACAUGUCCAUUUAAAUUCCAUCUGUAGACAUGCACCGUUAUACAAUCACAGACUUCAUGUCUAAGGGUGACUAAUUCUAAGCAAAGGAGAUCCUCCGAAGGGCUGUUGUUAGUGACAAUGGAAAAAGAGGAACAAAUAAAAAAGUCAUGGGUUGUGAAGUCUGCAUCAGACAGGCUGUCUCACCUGGACAAGCAUGUUACAGGGUCAUUGUUAAAGUGUUGUGAAGGAAAGGCUUGCUGAUGAAAUUGUGCAUUGUUUCAUUUUAGAGUGUCAGAUUGGCUUCUACAGGAAUGCUGAUAGAAUUUCAAAAUGUCUUCCAUGUCCUGCAAAUUCAGCAUCUAAUACUGGCAGAACUGGUUGCACGUGUGAUAAAGGUUACUACAGUUCAUCUGAUAAGGCAGAUUGUAAAGGUACAUUAAUUGUUAAAUAUGUUAGUAAUCAUUACAGAUUAAUAGGUCCUAAUUUCUACACAGUAUCAUUUCAAAGUUGUCCAAUUGAAUUUGAAUUGCCUAUUAAGGAAUUAAAGGCCCUCCAAUGUCAAACUAUUUCAUGCUAAAAUUAUUAAUUAUGUUAUGUUGAUAAGAACAAUCUAGACAAUAAGGCUUGUGAUGGCUAAAGCUGGAGUUGGUUGGUGAAGGGAGUGGGGGAGGAGGCACAGAAUGCAGGGAAAAACAUCUCAAAACUUAAAAUUUGUAAGUCAGAAAGAUAAGAUAAGAUAACCUACUUUGUACAAUGCCCUGAAAUGCUGGCAAGAUACCAAAGGAGCUGAAGACCCUUCUUUUUAGAAAAUGCUGCAUAUGAAUCUGGUAGAAGCUUUCUCAGUCUUUGGCUACCAUUCUCUUGAUCAUAUUUAAUUGACAUUCACAGUGUAGUUUUAGUGUAAAAUUGAGGUGUACAAUUGUUUUGGAUGUGAAUAUGAACAAGUUUGCAAUUAAACAUAUUCUGUUUGCUUGUAGAGUUGCCAAAAGCUCCACUCACAGCUAAUGCUACUGUGGUCAAGGCAACGUUUGUUCAGAUCAGUUGGCAGCGUUCACCUGAUGACUUUAAGAAUGACUCAUUAACAUAUGCUGUAGACUGCUUUAAAUGUGAGUCAAGUAGAGACAAGAACUGCAAGGAGUCAUGUAACCCAGGCGUAGAAUAUUCACCAAGUAAGGAAAAUAUCAGUGGUGUUGAGGUGGCUAUUAAUGGUUUACCACCAUCCACUUACUUUCUGUUUCGAGUUUACUCAGUGAAUGAGUUGAAUCAACUGGAGCAAAACAGAGAUGAUUGGAACUUUGCAAAAGUUUUUGUCAAGACAAAAGGUAUGAAACUCAAGUUCAUUAUUCUUACAAUUGUGUUUAUUCAUAUUCAUGUAAAAUGCAGUGUUACUUAGGACGUUUCUGCACCUGCAAAAAGUUGUUUAUUCAGGCAAAUUUUGUGUUAUCACUAACAGAGUGCAGAUGGUUUGUCGCAACUUGACAAAUUUGGCUGAAGCAGACAAAUCUUCAAACUGCCUACAAAAUUUGUCUCAGGUAAAAACCAGACAAACUGGACAAAAUUGACUAAAUUAGCAAAAGUGGGCUAAAUUUGUCAAUCAUUGUUGUAAAAGCUAUGAAAAGUGUGUAACUGAACUGAAAUCAGUUUACUAGAAAGGCACAAUUUGUCUUUUGUUGCAAAAAUCUGGCACUCUAAAAUUUUAAAACGACUUAGGAUGAAUCCUGGAAAUUGGAGGUGGAAUACCUUGCCAAACUACACGGACUAGUCUUAUGAAAAGAUCAGGUGCUGACAGAAUUUGAUGGCUUUGAAAUUUUUAAUGCAAAUGCAAAGGAGGGAACAAAAAUUUGUCCUUUAAUUUUGUCAGGUCAAUUCUAGUUUUAUCUGCAAGUGUGGAAAGGCCCAAAAUCUAUGUUGUACAAGUAGCUUGUGAAGCUGGUUGCAGAACAAUGUCAAAUUACUUGCUAAAGAGCACAGGAUUGUAAUGCCAUUGGAGUCAGUUACUUCAAAAAACUUUAAGAUGCAUACAGAGCUCAGGAAUUUUUAUGACCUGGUAGAAAUAAACAAGAGGAUUCUCAGCUAUGAGAUGUGCAUGAUGUGAUGUCCGCUAAGACAAAGGCACAAAAAAUUGAGACAAACAAAACCCAACAGAACAAAAACUUUCAAACCAAGUUUCUAAAUUUAUAAUGUUGCAAUCCCAUGAGGAAACAUCAUUUUAAUUAGCAAUUGAACAGGAUAAGCUUUGCAGACCCAGCCACAUGUUCCUUAGAAAUUGAAAAUUUGCAUAGACCAGUGUGGAUCUAGUGGAAACUAGUUGGAUAGUCUAGAUGCCAGGAUGAGUGCCCAAACAUAUACUUAGCCUUAGAUUAUCUUUAUUCUUAUAUAAUUUAUUUGUUUGUGUAUUGAUCAGUAGCUUAAUAUGGAAAAAGGAGAACAAAGUCACUGACUGAAAUAAGUGUUUUUUUUUCUAAUUUCAUUAAUUACCCUUUUCUCUUUCUUUUAUUUACUAGUGUCAACAAUUCAUCCAACUGAAGGGAAAACAGGUACUAAGAGUAACUGAAUUAGAAUUUUUAAUUUCACAAAAUUUCUCUGUAACUCAGGAUGGGUUGAUAUUAUUGUAGACAUACUUAAGACUACAUACAAAAUGUACAGUAUCAACAUCAGAACAGAUAAGAUUCUCUUUCCUAGAAUUAAUGGCUUAUCCUGGAUAUUUUCUUCCCUGCCAGGUUCCUCAAAGACAGUGCUCAAGAUGGUGUUAUACAUAGCAGUUCCUAUAGUGGCUGUCUUGGUCUUUUUAGCUGUUCUUUUUGUUGUCUGUUUCUGUAGGUGAGUCAAAAUAAUAUAAAAACACACCUUGUAAUACAAUUAUGAUAUUUUGCAAGUUGUCCUCCUAAACAAAGUUUGGGUCUUAGUACUAACCAUAACCAAAAAGUUGCAUAUGCGAGUGAAUUAGUGACUUCGACAGAAUUUCACUUUACAAUAUCAAUACAAUAUCAAGCAAACAAGUGAUGAGAAUCAAGAAAAUUAUCAAUAAGGAUCCAAUAUCAAUGGUUUUAGUUUUGAAUCUAAUUGGUUGAGAGACCAAGGUGAAUUUUUCUCUACCAAUCACUGAGCGAAGUAAAGCAAAACCAAUGCAACUCUGGCUUACUUUUGCCACUCAUUUGAAUUUUCUCAAUAUUGAAAUUGGCGUUGAUCAACUUACAGGGAAACGACUUUUGUUCACUUUGGUGCUGCACACUGUUUUUUUUUUUUUUUUUGGUCAGUUUUUGUCUUCACUAGAGUGUGUACAUAUUUAAUUGCACUGUUCAUUUGUGUUCACAGGGGAAGAGAUAAAAAAGGCUACUUAAAACCAGUUGAGUUGAGGGAUGGACAAGGUACUGUACAAAAAAAUUGACUUCCUUUAUCUCCCCCUUACCUGUAAAGCUUAACUUCACACAGGCGUUGACAAGAUGUCUUUUAGCCAAGGGGUUGUUCCUGAAUCUGGUUUUGUUUUGCAGUGAUUUUACCAACGAGAGGCCAGAGACUUUAUAUUGAUCCAAGUAAUUACGAAGACCCUGAGGAGGCUUUGAGAACGUUUGCCAAGGAACUGGACAAAAAGUGGAUCACUUUGGAACAUAUUAUCGGUGGAGGUACAGGGUGCUAAGCGAUAGAGCGCUUUUCGAUUGAGUGUCAUGAAACCAAAACCCAAGUUAUUAAUAAAACGACUAAUCAGAAGAAAGGAAAUAUUUUUAAUGGCCAAUGAGAACUCCAAAUGAAAACAUCCAAAUUGCCUAAAACUCGGGAAAAAGCGGGCGACCAAGUCGUGAUUGGUUUUAGUUUGGCAUUCGAUUGGUCGAGAGUGGCGCGCGUUUUUUGGACCAACCACAGAGCGAAGUGAAGCAAAACCAAUUUUUGGAUUCCUUUCGAUUGAAAAUUUCUCUAUCAUACAAGUUUAAACUUAUUUACGUGAACAGUUUGAAAUGAAAUUAUUUUUUUAAUGCAGUCGAUUAAGCGAGUGUAUUGCUUUCGUUUGGGCACAAUUUAAAAGGGAAGUAAAUUAAUGUAUGAGUGAAGAGGUCGACGUCGUCGAUUUUAGGUUUUAGCAAACUUAAAACCAGCUUUCUUGCGCGUGGAAUCACUUGGCUGUUAAGAUUGUUAAAUUUGAGAGCCAUCGGCGAAAUAGCGGAUGGUCUUUUUGUAGUUUCAUUUGAUUCAAUUUCAUGUCUUGAUUCGUUUCUUCCUCCAUUGAAAGUCACUCAAAGCGUAGCGUCACAGCCUUGAUUUUAAUAUUUGAUAUUUUGCAAUAACGGUUAUUGAUUGAACUUAUUUUCAGGUGAAUUUGGCGAUGUAUACAAGGGAACUUUGUCGAGACCAGGAGAAGAUACCAUCCUUGUUGCUGUCAAGACGUUAAAGGUAAGUACACUGUUGUUUUAUUCCUAAUUUAGUGGGAAUGUCAUGUGAUAGUUUAUGUGUCUUGCAUCUUAAGCGAACAAAGACAGUUAGAGCUUUUAACGAAAGAUAAACGUUUGUCUUGCGAUAUGGUCACUUCUGAUGUCGACCGCAGAUACAUCGUGAUAUAAACGGUAACACUUCACUAAAAGUUGAAUCACCGUGAUGACUAACCGCAACUUUCUUAACGAUAUUAAAUACAGUAUAUGGUUUGAACCUAGGAGUUACAUUUGAUUGUGUAGUCUGCUGGUCCGUUUCAAGGAGAGUAUCCUCCUGAGAUGAACCGCUGUCGUUAGUGGUGACUGACGUUUCGACAUCUUUAGCGGGAGUCAUCAUCAGAGUCAAUUGAAGAGUGAUGAAUGGAAUUGACUCUUGAAUCUGAUGAUGACUUCUGCUCAGGUUGUUAAAGCCUUAAUCAUUACCACCGUCGACAUUCCAGGAAUAUUCUCUCCCAGACGAUUAGACUUCGCGAUAACAUUUAAAGCCUCUUAUUUUGUUAUGAAACAGCCUUUUUUUUUACUUUCCAUUUCUUGAAGACAAAAAAAAGUCCUGGCUGAGUGACUGACCGUGACUCGUAAUUUUCACUCUCAGACUUAAGGACUGACCCACUGACUGCCUGACUCACCGACCAACUAUAAGACGAACUACACUAACCGAAUGACGGAAAAACGAAAAGACAGAUGACAGCGAGAUAUAGCUUUGAAUUUUUCCUGGCCAUUUUAAAAUUGAGGUUAUUUCCUUGUCUAUUUUUACACAGACUGGUGCUCUUCGUAAGAACCGCCAAGACUUUAUCGGCGAAGCUUCCAUUAUGGGCCAGUUUUGUGACCCGAAUGUCAUCUUUCUCGAGGGUGUUGUUACUAAAAGUAAGGGACCAGUGCAUGCACACAAAAGCCAAACAACAGCAAAAGCUUAACCUUAAUAUCUUUAAUAAAUAGUGAUGAAAUAAAUUUAAUUUGACUUGCCGAUAAAAAUCAAGCAAAGAAACGCUGAUAUAAUGGCGCCUUGCUAGAAUCUUGGAGGCGCCAGUUUUAAAAGAAACAGAUCCUUUGUGACAGUUUCUAACCAAUUUUCGGUUUAAUUAACUUUCAAUCUUUUUUUCCGAGCUUUAUAGCAUCAGUUUAUAGCCAAAAUGUAACUUUUGACUUUAGCUCUCAGUUCUAACUGAUUGACACAGUUUCAUUUAUUUUUCUUUUGAAACAGCCUCACCCAUGAUGAUCGUGAUCGAAUUUAUGUCCAAUGGUUCUCUCGACAAUUACCUCAAGGUUAGUGUUGUAACUCUGUCCAACAAUGAGCAAUAUUUUGGCCGUUGAAAUUUUUUCAAGCUGACUCGUAGGUGCCGUUACUUUGACUCAUAUUUCUCAUAUUUACACUGAUCUCAUAUUAUUUCUACACAGAAAAUGGACGGAAAACUUACAGCGCUGCAGUUGUUGGGAAUGGCGCGAGGUGUCGCAUCAGGAAUGAAAUAUCUCUCCGAAAUGAACUUUGUUCAUAGGGUAAGGGAUUUUAUACACCCUUUAUCCCGUCGCUCGUUUGCGUUCUUCCAUUACUCGUCCCCCCUUCGUCCCAUCGUCCGUUCGUACGUUCGUCUGUUCGUUCGUUCGUCCCUUCACCCCCCCCUCCGCCGUUUCCUUCGUCCCUUCGUCCUUUCGUUCCUUCGUGUUGAUGGUCUUAAAUUAUCCCCACUUCCUUCGUCCUUAAUUCCGCUCAGUUGCAAGAAUCAGACAAGUUCAAAAGUCUCUAUUUAUCAUUAAGGAACGUACGAGCAUUCGAGGUUGUGACCUCGAUGUUAGAAAUCCAAGGAACCGAAUUUUGAAUCUGUUUGUGUUUCCUAUAGGAUUUGGCUGCACGCAAUAUUUUGGUAUCAGAGGGUUUGGUUUGCAAAGUAGCAGAUUUUGGUUUGUCUAGAGAGUUGGAAGACUCAGCUUAUGAAACCAAGGUAUGUGUACCAUGUAAAUUCACCCAUUGACCUUAGCAUAGUGACUAGCAUCUAAUUUCUCCUUAGCAUAUCACCCACGAGAGUACUAAUAUUUCUCCUUUUCACAAUCUUGAGAAAUGUAUAGAGAACGGUAUGGAGAAUAUGCUUACUGAUCUUAGGGUGUAAAGGGUUAAGAUCAGAGCUCAUGAUGUGCUGUGUGAUGUGAUUGUCUAAUUUUCAGUCUGCCAGAGUAACGACGUUCAUUGCAUUCACUGAUGGGAGAGAAAAGUCAUCCAUAAUUCUACGGUCAAUUAAUAAACCGUUUUCAAAACAAUCCGUUCAUCUUGUCACGUUUUGCGUUUUCUUUGAAUUUGUGGUUAUGUGCAGUUCCUCCUUAAAGUCAUGAGAUGGUAUCUGUUUUCAGGGAGGCAAAAUUCCUGUCAGAUGGACGGCAUUAGAGGCAAUUGAGUACCGUAAAUUCACUCCAGCCAGUGACGUUUGGAGCUAUGGUGUCUUGCUAUGGGAAAUCAUGUCAUUUGCCGAGAGACCUUACUGGGACUGGGGUAACUAUGAGGUGAGUCCGACCAUUGGGUGACCUGUGACAGGCUAGUCUAUGAGCCUUUGUGUUUAUGUAAAUAUCUGUGAACAAUUAAUGGUUUCCUUCUCGCCUGCUCCACGCUUACCUUGCGUGCUCUUUAACGCGAGGGACUCGACACGACUCGAGCCAACCAGGCGACUCGACUAAAUACCAGUCCUUUUUCCGUUCAGUCCUGCGCUUUCCCUCCAAAGAGACUAGCUUUGUAACCUUGAAACCAUGCAAUCUGAAUGUGGCGCUUGAAGCUUUUCCUUGUAUUUUCUCACUAUAAAUUGUUAUUCAUGCUUUACGAGCUUGUUAUUGUAUAUUUAUUAUUUUUGUAUUUUUUUCCAAGGUCAUGGAACGAGUCAAAUCAGGUUACCGUCUUCCACCUCCAAUGGUACGUGUCUGAAUUAAAAUAUCACCGAAUUUGGUGUAGAUUGAGAACUAUGGCAAAUCUUGUAGAUUAUCCUGCUUCCACACACCUCUUAAGAACUAUGAUUUGGCGACAUUACAUGUAUGUUCCGAUUUGAUGAAAAGGAGUCAGUCGAAAAAAACUUAUGUUGCACGUGGGGAGUGCCUGAUGACCCAAUGAAGGUUUUUUUGGGGUGACGAGGAGACUGUUGUGUCUUUCCACCACAUACUUUUCAAUCAACAAAAUAGAUUAAGUGUUGCUUGGUUUUACUUUGUUUUUAUUCUUUUCUAUUUCAGAACUGCCCAAAGGUCAUUCAUCAGGUCAUGUUGAACUGCUGGAAUGCUGAACGGAACAAGCGACCGAAGUUUUCAGAAAUUGUGAAGAAACUCGACGUGCUGAUUCGAUCUCCUGAUAAACUCAACGAAGAUACUAGUACAGUUCCCAGGUAAGAUAGCUUGUAUAGAUACUAUCAUAUUACUGUAUUCUCACUUUACGGUCGACAGUGGUCUGUUUCAUUCCUAUUUGUUACAUUUUCAAUGACUAAAAAUCACUCAGAGUGGCGUUAACCCUUUAACUCCAAGAGGCGAUAAACAUUUAACUUCUCCCUAUAAUAUCCGUACAUUAUCCAGCAAACAAGUUAUAAGAAAACUCAAGCUUAUCGGGUAAAACUUGUUAUCUUGAUCUAACACCAUAUUCUCACUUUUAAUUUACAAGGAAAUGUUUAGUAGUUAGAGGGGAGAAUUAACAGUGAGAUAUUGGGAGCAAAAAUAUAAGCCUGUAAAGGUGUUGAUAUCCUACCCUUGAGGGACAGCGGUUGUCUUGCAUUUAAUUUGAGUGUAGCGUAAUUUGAGGGUUUUUUUUUUUUGUCUUGAGUAAUUGAUUGCGGAGAGUGCUGUUUUACUUUUACUUUACUUUACUUAGAAUCUUUAAAACUAAAAUCCGUAGAGUUGACCUGGCCAGCCUAGUGGAAGACAGUGGCAACUGCUGCAAUCUUUGCAGCACGUGAUUUUUUCUAAUUAUCUGCAUUGUACAAGUAUUUUUAUGUUAUCUGAACAUUGUUAAUAUUUCUAAAUAUUUUUAAAUUUUAAUGCAUAGUUUAUCGGCUAUAUUGUUACUUAUUAUGAUACUGUACAUAAUUUUGUAAUAGUAGGUGUCCCCAAUUAGCUCUAUGAGCUAAAUACAUUGACACGGUAAUGAAGAUUUUAUUAUUUAUUAUUAUUAUUACUUCCGAUGGAAUUUUUAGACUCUCCAUGGUGUAAAGAUUCUAGUGUAUGGUCUCAUUGGGGAAUCCCCAUUGAACCCAUGUGCCAUAAUAAAUGUGUUUGAUGACUUGACGUUUGGUGCUUGUAUUGUCACUACCAACCUGGCAACCGAAAAAAUGAUACGACCAAAGGAAUUACUUUUUUUUCCCCCUUAUUGGGUAUAGCGUGACUUAUCGUAAGAGUAGUGUGACUUGCCGCAUGAUUAUGUAUAGUUUGAGUCACUGUAUACUUGGUGUUACUCGUUGUAGGUCACCCAAGAUGGAAUAUACUCCCAUGACAACAGUGCAAGAAUGGCUGGAGAGCAUCAAGAUGGGACAGUACCAUGACAAGUUCAACAAAGCAGGCUUCACGCACCUUAACCAAGUAGCCAAUAAUGAUGAGCUCGACCUCAACGAAAUGGGCAUUAAGCUCAUUGGUCACAAGAAUAAAAUUCGCAAGAGCAUAAGGGAAGUGAAGAAAACCUUGGACAAAGAUUCCCUUCAAGUUGUCUAACUCUUAGCGUUGAAUUGGUAACGAGCCAGCUACAUUUUUGAGUCGGACUGUAAACAAGGGCAUGCGCACAAGUCAACAGCUAUGGAUAAGUAUAUCAAUCAAUAGAGAUGGACAAGUACACAUAAACGAAGACUUUUGUUUAGAGUUUUAUUUUCUCGGUGGAACUAAAUAUGAGAAUUUAAAGAUUUUCCUGCAUUUGCUUUUAGAAAAUGUAUCUUUUAAGGAUUUUAUUCAAUUCAGAACAGGCUCGUGACGUAGGUGUAAUGUUAUUAUUAUUAUCAUUAUUCUUCUUAUUAUUAUUAUUAUUACUUUUAAAAUAACUCUUAUCUUUAUGUUAUUACCAUUACCGGAUCAUUGUCAGUGUCUGAGCAACUGGGCAACUACCCCUCCCCUUACACAACAUUAAUUUAAACUUGUUAUCAGUUCACUGUUGUUGGAUAAGGGGAGAAAACGGUGCGCAUUUGCCCAGAUAGAUCUUACUGACAUUGAUUCCAACUAUCUUCUCUAUAACGACCCUUCUUCUUCUGGCGAACAUAUAAGUAGACCAGCGCGCUCAAUGCAUUAAACUUAAAGUGCGUCAAUAAUCGAUUUAAUCGGCAGAUAGCAUUGCAUUGGGAAGUAAAAAUUUUGCGGGGGAUAAUUAUACUCAGUAUAAUUUCCAGUUCCGCACUUUACUUCUUAGCAUUUGGAACCGGUGUGAUAAGUUGUGGAAGACUCAUAUCUCUCUCAAAAUAAAGACAGUACUCUUUUUCCUCAACGUUAUUUUUCCUAGACUGUGAAAGUAGGAGGAGUAGAACAGGGAAAACCAUUCAAAUUAUUCAAUUAUAUCUCUCAAAAUAAAGACAGUAAUCUUUUUCCUUAAAGUUAUUUUUUUCUAGACUGUGAAA
This is a messenger RNA of Pocillopora meandrina, 14224 nucleotides long. The record is from the annotation of a GenBank genome assembly. Lineage: Eukaryota; Metazoa; Cnidaria; Anthozoa; Scleractinia; Pocilloporidae.